UUAACUCAAUCCACAAUAAAUAUAAUACCUUACAACAAAUUUCCAAAAUGAAAAGCAAUGACACUGACAAUGACAAGCAAAGCAGUGGCACAACACUCCAGCGCAUUGACAACUUGCCCGUCUAUGUGGGAUACGUGAUCAAUGUGGCUGCCAUUGUGCUCUCCCAUCCCAUAGACAUAAUCCGAGUGAACGUCCAAGCGAAUGUGCUACACUUUGUAUCGAUGUCGGAUGUCAUCCGUCUGAUGUUCAAGCAGAAAAGGAUCGCUGGCUUCUACUACGGCAUUGGUGGUGCCCUGCUGCGGUGUACGGUGCAGACCGGGACAACUUACGCAUUGUACCACUGGCUGAAGGACAACCCGUACUUGCACAUGCUGGAGCCAUUCGACACCUCGACAGUGGCGGGCAUAAGCGGACUUGGCGGCGGCUUGCUCUCAACGCCUUUUGCCAAAGUGGCGAUUGUCCGACAGGCCGAUCUAACCCGCCGUCCCUACCAACAACGCAACUAUGGAAACCCCUGGCGGGCUCUCAAGUGCAUGUACGGAAGGGGCGGCACAGCCUUCCUCUUCACUGGCUACGAGCUGCACGGUUUCAGCACCGGAGCGAUGGCAAUGCUCCACGCACCUAUCCACGAAUGGGUUGAGGAUAUGCUUCUGAAGCUCCACCGAAUACGCGAUGAGGAUUGGGUCAUCGAUCUGAUGGCAAUGACGAUAACGGUCAGCAUUAUUUCAUUGAUUCUGACGCCGGUAGAUGCGGUGACAACGGUGGUCAUGAAUGCUUGCUACAAGAAGUUCCCCUCGAAGAAGCAUCUCUGCCUCAAAAUUAUUGAGAUUCACGGCUACAGGGGAUUCUUUCUGGGUCUGCGGCCAGCUCUGAUUGCGAUCCUGCCACACGCAUUCAUAGCCACACUCACUUAUCCGCUAAUCGCUGAAUAUUUCAUCAGUUAAAUUGUUCGUUUUUAUUUGGA
Molecule: messenger RNA, 964 nt
Organism: Drosophila subobscura
Lineage: Eukaryota; Metazoa; Arthropoda; Insecta; Diptera; Drosophilidae
Product: mitochondrial dicarboxylate carrier
Exons: 3
Coding region: 48-944 (298 amino acids)
Biological process (GO): thiosulfate transport; oxaloacetate transport; phosphate ion transmembrane transport
Molecular function (GO): oxaloacetate transmembrane transporter activity; thiosulfate transmembrane transporter activity; succinate transmembrane transporter activity
Source: RefSeq, a predicted model, not a curated record